Messenger RNA from Peromyscus maniculatus bairdii (prairie deer mouse), 1421 nucleotides. RefSeq lists its product as uncharacterized. The record is from RefSeq and is a predicted model, not a curated record. Lineage: Eukaryota; Metazoa; Chordata; Mammalia; Rodentia; Cricetidae.
UGAUGACCAAUAAGGUUUGAGGGGUGUGGCCUGCUCUGCUCGGGCAGUUGAUGAGACCUCUCGAAGGUAACACAACUAAAUCCUGGCAAUGGCGAAUGUGACCAAGAAAUCCGCUUCCGGAGCGGAUCUUUCUGCUUUUUCGAUGAAUACUCAAGCAGUGGCUACGCCUGUCACACCGAUAAAGACCAAGGCGGCCUACAAACUUUAUCCCCCAGGCCUUCUUAAUAAAAUGGCCCUAAAGGCCAACAAACAUGGGAAACGUGCCCUGAAAAGGAGUUCCACCAAGAAGGAUGUUAAAGAAUUAACUCCACCCGUAAAAAAGAAAGGCAAAGAUUCACCACCAAUGGAGGAGUCACAGCCACUGAUGGAGCAUCCUGCAAAUCCUGCUAAUGAUAAACCUACUACCUGUGAAGCAAGCACCAUGACCGAACCUGAAGAAUUAAAUCCACCACUGCAAAAGAAAGGCGAAGAUUCAUCACCAAUGGAGGAGACAUGGCCUGCAGAGCCUGCUAAGUAUCAACCCACUACCUGUGAUGCAAGCACCAUGACUGAUCCUGAAGAACUAACUCCAAUGCAAAAGAAAGGCGAAGAUUCACAACCGAUGGAGGAGACAUGGCCUCUGGUGGACCAACUUGCAAAGCCUGCUAAGUAUCAACCAACUACAUGUGAAGCAAGCACCAUGACAGAUGCUGACGAAACAGCUCCACCCAUGCCAAAGAUAGGCAAAGAUUCACCAAUGGUGCAGGAGCCAGAGCCUCUGGUGGAACAACAUGAAAAGCCUGCUGAGCUUCAACCCACAAAACCGGCUGAGGAUCAACCUACUACCUGUGAAGCAAGCUACAUGGCUGAUGAUGAAGAAGUAAUUCCACCCCCUCCAAAGAAAGGCAGAGAUUCACCAUUGAUGGAGGAGCCACAACCACUGGCAGAGAACAAUGCAAAGCCUGCUGCAGAUCAAGCAGCACCACCUGCAGAAGAUCGACCCACUACUAGAGAAGCAAGCUCCAUCACUGGUGCUGAAGAAGUAAUUCCACCCAUGGCAAAGGAAGGCGAAGAUUUACCAAUGAUGGAAGAGCCACAGCCUAUGUUGGAACAAACUGCAAAGCAUGUUGAAGAUCAACCCAGUACAUCUGAAGAAAGCGCCUCAACUGAUGCUGAAGAAGUAACUCUACCUUUUCAGAAGAAAGGCAAUGAUUCACCACUGAUAGAGCAGCGACAGCCUCUGGUGGAACAACCUGCAAAGCCAGCUGAACAUCAAUACUCAAAGCCUGCUGAAGAUCAACCCAGCCCCUCUGAGGCAAGCUCCAUGAGUCUCAAGGUGGAUAGCCAAUAGAUGGCUAUCUUGAAGAUGGGAAAUUCCCAUUCCUAUAAACAAUAAAAUUCAAAAUGAUAUUUUUAAAAAUAAAUGCAUUCCAAUUUGAAAA